Pichia kudriavzevii is the source of this 2043-nucleotide messenger RNA. RefSeq lists its product as uncharacterized. Gene Ontology annotation, cellular component: extrinsic component of membrane; cytosol; fungal-type vacuole membrane. The transcript has a single exon. Lineage: Eukaryota; Fungi; Ascomycota; Pichiomycetes; Pichiales; Pichiaceae. Gene Ontology annotation, molecular function: protein binding; phosphatidylinositol-3,5-bisphosphate binding; phosphatidylinositol-3-phosphate binding. The record is from RefSeq and is a predicted model, not a curated record. Gene Ontology annotation, biological process: autophagy of mitochondrion; nucleophagy; protein localization to phagophore assembly site. The coding region runs from base 1 to 2043 and encodes 680 amino acids.
AUGUUGGCUCCGCAAAAUGUCAAUUGUAAAUAUGCACACAUGCCGUGGUCACAUCACAUUUUUUUUUCUAUGAAGUUGCUUUAUCAGGUUCAAUCAAACUUUCACAUAGUAGCCAAGGUGACAUUAACUGGAAUGCAAAAGACUACGGAAUCCAAAGCUUUAAGCCCUCCUGUCCCAGGCUCGCCACUGUUUAACCCGGGAGAUGAUGAUGAUGAAGUUCGUGAGACUGUCUCCAUACCCGGAGAACAAAUUUCUGGUCUUAAUUUUGCAAACUUCAAUCAAGAUUAUACCUGCAUAUCUGUAGGAUAUGAAAAUGGGGUUAGAAUAUAUAAUUGCGAUCCCUUUACACAAUGCUAUGAACGGGUUGAUGGGUCUAUAGGGAUAGUUGAAAUGUUAUUUUGCUCUUCGUUACUCGCAAUUGUUGGCACGGGUGAACAGAAUGCAUUGUCACCGAGGCGAUUGAAAAUAAUGAACACUAAACGACAGACGAUAAUAUGUGAGUUAACGUUUCCAACAUCAAUUCUGGCAAUCAGGAUGAAUAGAGAACGAUUAGUAGUAUUGCUCGAGGAGGUCAUCUACAUUUAUGAUAUAACUAAUAUGAGGCUUUUGCACACAGUUGAAAUACCAUCGAAUCCGUUGGGGUUGAUAGCUUUAAGCAUAGAUACAGAGAAUAAUUACUUGGCUUAUCCAUCACCACAAAAGAUUUCCAAAGCUCAUGUGGAUAUGCAGCCAUCCUUUGAUAUUACAGGCGUAAACGGCACUUUAACAGGAAAGACAAUGACCAAGAAUAAUACGUCAGAAGAACUCACAGGAAACGGGACAGAACAGGUUCACAAUGUUAGGAAUGGUGAUGUCAUCAUCUUUGACUGUAAGACGCUACAGCCUAUAUCUGUAAUCGAUGCACACAAAACACAACUUUCUGCUUUAGCUUUCAGCCAUGAUGGCUCCUUGCUAGCUACAGCGAGUGAUAAAGGCACGAUAGUCAGGGUGUUUUCUGUACAAACUGGGUUAAAAUUGUAUCAGUUUAGAAGGGGCAGUUAUAAUACAAGAAUAUACUCGCUUGCCUUUAGUGCAAGUAAUAUAUUUCUUGCUGCUAGUAGUGCCACGGGAACUGUCCAUAUUUUUAGGCUGGGGGAAGAAGAGGCAAAAAAUACUAUUUUAAAGAAUAAAGGUGCUUCGGGAUGGCUGAAUUCCAAGAAGACAGCCACCGACAAAAGUAUAGAAGCUACAAGGCAAGAGGAAUUAGAUAAGUUGUUGAAAAGUCAACAAAGUAAAAUGGACUUAGCGGAGGGUAGUGGGGACUAUGGUUUAUCGAACGAAAACACAAAGGGAGAGUAUAACUUAAAUGAGAAUUUCAACCAACUUAUAAUCCAUUCAGAUUCUGAAGAUGAAGUUGACUUGAACCAGGACGAUGAAGAGGACGAGGACGAGGACGAGGGUGAUGAAGAGGAAGACGCCGAUGAACAAUAUGAAAGUGUUGACUACUUAUAUCCUUUAAACUCUGAUGGCCAGAGCAAAGGCCAUGUCGGAGGUGCAGCUUCAAUCAUAUCUUCAUCUUCUAAUGGAACAACUAAAACACAACCUAUUGUUGAUAGCAAGCGACGUUCCGUGGCAAGGAUGUUAAGAAGAACAUCGCAGAGUCUUGGUCGUAAAGCCGCAGAAAAGAUGGGUACAUAUCUACCGCCAAAGUUUUCCUCUAUUCUUGAACCUAACCGACAUUUUGCGUCUUUCAAAGUCCCUACUACUAAUGAGAAUAUGUCAAUUGUUGGCAUUAUUGAAUCUUCGAUUGACGCCAACGAUUUGAGCGAAGAUACUAUUUCUCAUUAUUCUAAAGUAACACAUAGAGACGAUGUCUCAAGCUCGCAUUCCAUGAAGAGUAAUUUGUCAAGAGUAAGCUCAACUUUGCGACAUUACCCACAGAGGACAGGAUUAGCCGUUUAUAUUCUGGUGGUUUCUUCUGAAGGAAUGUUUUACCAGUACCGUCUGGAUCCGGAACGAGGUGGAGACUGUGUUAUGGUUUCACAACGGUCACUCCUUGACUAG